AAGCACAAUGGCGACUUCAGUCAGCGCAUACCCUGAAGGAUAUUGAGGGGAGGGUUGGUACGAUUGUGCCCUUCCCAAGGAGCUAAAGAGAGUGUGCUGGAUACCGGAAAGUGAAGAAGAACACAAAGAACAAGAUUGACCAACAUCUGAAGUUGUAAAACACACGAAAACAAGACUUUUCAAAACAACGUAAUAGCCGGUAGGUGAACCGCUCGUUGAGUAAUCAGUACGAGCUUAUACCAAUUUCGUCAUCUGUUGUAACACGUUGACGGACACAUCGCAAUAAUUGCUCAACUUUAGACACGUUGAGCAAGAGCACACUCUCUAAGGGAAAUAGGUUAGAAAUAUAUUGAUAAAGGACUAUGAUUUUGAUUUGUGAUUUGGAAUGACCGCACGCGCUCUAACAGGACUACGUCAACUGCCAUACUGUCUGUGAUAUAUUGAUGUUUUGUAAAUUUAAUGUCAUUUUAUUGAACAUUCCGUUUUAACCGGCGUUCAUGUCUAGAUUUGUGUAUCAUUUCAACGUGGACAAAGAACCAGCUUUCACUCACACGGCGUUUUAAUUCAUCCGGUUGGCCACAUUACUAUUGCUUUGUUCAUUGUGAAACGGAAGACCCACCUUUAUAGUCUGACUCACCAAAAACAAAGAAGCAAUCGUUCAUCGGCAUUGUUUUCAAGUGAAAGUAUCAUCGUGUGAAAGGGUACAUAGUUUGUAUCACUUUAGGAAACACUUGGAGGUACUGUCACAUUCAUUCGUGAGAGAACGGAGUAUUUAUGAGCCUAACAGGAAGCCGGCCCAGACUUUGUAUACCGAGUCAUGGGCCACGAAAGAAAGACACUUUUGAUGCUACCUCCAACUUAGGAGUACAAGGGGCCCUUAGUCCAGAUCUCCAGCCCUCCCAACCCCUUUUUCCAGACAAAUAUGAACAAUCAAAAGUUUCUAAAAUUGGAAAAUACUUAAUACUGGACCAAAUUGAAGGGGACACUUACAAAGCUGUUAAUUGGCAAACCAAGGAUGAAUAUGUUUGCAAGAUUUUCCCGAUCAAUCGAUACAGAGAAGAGCUGGAAACAUAUUGGCAGGUUGAUUGCCAUCCAAACAUCAGCAGCAUUAGUGAGAUAACGCUUGGUGAGACCAAAGCCUAUGUGUUUUUUGAGCGCCAUUAUGGCGAUUUGCACUCGUAUGUACGUCAGAAGAAACGUCUGAAGGAAGAGGAAGCUAGUCGAUUGUUUGAACAGAUCUCUGAUGCUGUCUAUCACUGUCACGAAAAUGGAAUUGUCCUACGAGACCUGAAACUUCGCAAAUUUGUUUUCAAAAACCCAGAAAGAACUCAGUUGCGAUUGGAUGGUUUAGAGGAUGCAUGUGUGCUGGAAGAUGAAGCAGAUGAUAGAUUGGCAGACAAACAUGGUUGUCCGGCAUAUGUUAGCCCCGAGAUCCUACACACAAGCGACACAUACUCUGGUCGAUCCGCUGAUAUUUGGAGCCUUGGGGUGAUGCUGUACACAAUGUUGGUUGGUCGGUAUCCAUUUCACGACUCUGAGCCUAGCGCUUUAUUUGGGAAAAUUCGUCGCGGUCAGUUUACUGUACCUCAGAUGUUAUCAUCUAAAGCCAAGUGUCUCAUAAAAAGUCUGCUGCGGCGUGAACCAACUGAACGUCUGACUGCAGGCGAGGUAUUACAACACCCCUGGGUACAAGGUACCCUACCCAUAGGGUUCAUGACCAUUGUAGAUCACAAGAACUUAGACCAGGCAGUCCCAAAUGUUAUCGUACACGAACCAGAGGAAGAUUUCUUUGUAUGAGCUGUGACAAUUUCUUCGGCGAGUUGCUGCCAAUGAAGUUGCAUCUAGUUUCUCAAGAAACCUCUAGAAAAAUGAUCGAUUAUCUGAUACCAACUUUAAAGGAAUACUGCAGUGAAAUUUGUGACGAGAAAUAAAUGAUGAACUUUUUUUUUUUCAAGAAAAACUGGCAAUUAACAGCAACCAGUGUAAAAGUAGAUAAUAAAUUGCCAAUUCCAGAAAUGACUAGAAAAAGAACUAGAGUAUUGAUAAUGAAACACACAUUUUCACUCUGCAAUGCUGAUAAUUGGAACAUGCACAGGGUGCGAAGCCAGGAAAUUUACUCCUGCAGAAAUGAUUAGUCUACACCUGUUCAUUAGAUUAUAUACGGGUACAAGAUGGUGUUGAUUGCAGCAAUUGAACUGUGAAUUGGCAAUUUAAAAAUCUGCUCGUGGAACUUGUUCUGACGGGGACAGACGAUAUGUUGCGUGGAUACAUUUUAAUCUAAAUAAUUGUCAUAUCAUAUAAGUUUGUGUGGACACAAGUUGUUAUAGGCAGCUGCAAUAUUGGACAACAUCUGUUGUGGUGGGUUCAUUCCGAGCAUAUGGCCAGUCUUUAAACUCGUUCCCCACUGAGGAGAAACAAAAAAAAAUUGAAAAAAAACUUUUAAUGAAAAAAAAAGUUAAAAAAAAAGAAACCUAGUUCUUUUCUCUCUCUGUUUCCGUGAGAUGUGCCAAGCACUAUAUAAAUGUUAGAUGUGGUUGAACUGAGUGAAGUAAAUGUGUUUACAUGUGUGUGCUUGUGAAAUGAUUGUACAGGGAUGGAGAUUGUUUUUUAUUGCAAAUCACUACCAUUACAUUGUGUGUGUGUGUGACGUUUGAUUUCAUACAAUGUGAAUAAGUGUUGUUUAAAUGGGUAUAUUAGUGUUUGAAGUAUCUACUAGAUUUGAAUCUAACUUAUUUUCAUUCUUCUAUCGCGAACGAUGCGAACUUUCUACCCUAAUCGGGGACUGUUUAUUACAUAAAUAUUUUAAUUUGAGUAAGUGCUACUCAUCAACAAGUAUCUUAAGUAUAUUUAUCAUGUCUUGUAGUGAAUGAAUAGGUUUCAAGAUUUUUACAAAACAUCGAUUUUAAAUCUGUGAAGAGAACAAGUAGAGAUUUGAAAUUUAUUCUUCUGUGAACCUGACUUGCAAAGUCAGUAAGUAGUGACCUCUAUAACUUGCUUGUACUUCAUAAAAAUGUUGUAUGUUAGGAAAAACAAUGGGUUAUAUAUUUCGGGAAUAAAUAUUUUUGAUAUGCGAGUGUUGAGAUAUGUCACUAGAUAGGGCAGAUUAUUUAUUUGAGUAAGGACUACUCGUACCUCGUGUUGUGACUGUUGUGUUAGCUGAAACGUGUCAUGAUUAUCUCCCAUAUCUUUUGUCAUAGCAAAAAAGUAUUUAACAUCAGUGUGAAUGGAAGUUGUAUGACUGGAAAAAUAUAAAGGAAAGAGUAUGCCCGUUGUAUUUGGAUAUAUAUUGUAAGAUUGUAAGAUAUUCUGUCUUUAAUUUAAAACAUCCGAUGGGUUAUAACCAGUGAAAUGUUUGUUACUUAUUUUCCAAGUAUUUUACGUUGAUAGAAGACACAUGACCUUGCUGAACUAUAAAAAAAAAAUUACACUUGGCAAGUGUUAUGGUUUGUUUUCGAAAUAAAAUUUGAAAAACUUAAA
Molecule: messenger RNA, 3477 nt
Organism: Ylistrum balloti
Lineage: Eukaryota; Metazoa; Mollusca; Bivalvia; Pectinida; Pectinidae
Product: tribbles homolog 2-like
Exons: 3
Coding region: 775-1797 (340 amino acids)
Biological process (GO): protein phosphorylation; positive regulation of proteasomal ubiquitin-dependent protein catabolic process; regulation of MAP kinase activity
Cellular component (GO): nucleus
Molecular function (GO): ATP binding; mitogen-activated protein kinase kinase binding; protein kinase activity
Source: RefSeq, a predicted model, not a curated record